Messenger RNA from Lates calcarifer (barramundi perch), 5486 nucleotides. It is a transcript of the gene ankrd34bb, whose product is annotated as ankyrin repeat domain 34Bb. Lineage: Eukaryota; Metazoa; Chordata; Actinopteri; Centropomidae. Gene Ontology annotation, molecular function: protein binding. The record is from RefSeq and is a predicted model, not a curated record. The transcript is spliced from 2 exons. The coding region runs from base 1034 to 2734 and encodes 566 amino acids.
GUUGGAGCACUUAUUAAAUGCGUGUGCAUCAUCUUCAUUACUGUGAGAUACGAGCCUUCUUGCAGAGAGGCCAGAUAGCUGCUGCCUGAACUGCUGCUGCUUUGCAAACACUGCAAAAUUAUGUAACAUCCAAACAAAAACGUCAUGACAACACAUACCGAAUACAGAACUGUGACUGUGAAGGUCAACAAUGGUCAUAAGUAGACUCUCACCAACACUGAAUCACACUCAUCAGAAUAUUGGUUUCAAGGACCACACAUGCUUUUUGUCUUUACUGUUUUACUAGAAUUUGUGUAUAUUUUACAUUAAAGCAACAUUAUGCAACCUCAAAAUAACAGCUUCAAAAUCAUUAUGAUGGUACACUGACUUGUAAUAGGGACAAUAGCACCUCUGUCAUUUCCACACUGCCUUAUCUUAACACGAAACUGCCAGAAUCAGGCGGAGCAAGUUCAUGAGUAAUGCCAAACUGUACGUCAGUUAAAAAGACCAAGAAGUCAUUAAAAACCAGUAAACCUCAAUAUUAAGUGAGGAACUUUGAAAAUAUCAAGAGUUUUAAGUAUAGCGUGUUUGUUAUAGCAACAGCACUUUCAGUUCCUUAAGCUGAGGACUGUGGGGAAUAUACACUGUUAUGCCAUGUUUAGUUCAGAAGGUGGAACCACGCAGCCAGAGCUCUGGUCCAUUAUGUACAUAUACACAGUGCAUGUGUAAGAAAUCUCUAUAUGUACAUAUGUAUAGUAAGAACAUGUAUAUCUCAGUUUGAAGACGGGUAUACUACGUGCAGAGAAGACUGGGGGUAGGGAGAGUCUGGAAUCAGAUACAAAAAAAUAUGUGCAUCAAACAAAUGGGGUUUGUAGUUUAUCUGAGGCUCUGGCAUGGUUUAACAACCUACAAUUAUUGCCACUGAUAGCUUCCCACCUAUACGUGAGACCUUAGUAUUCUUCUUCCUCUAUUGCAGGCUCACCGUUAGACAAACAAGUGACGAACUUUCAUCAAAGACACUGAAAGUGGAUUAGAGGCAGCCAAGAGCCUUAUAAUGGAUGACUCAACAGAGGUUCGAACAAAUGGCAAUUCUCUGCUAAAGGCGGUCUGUUUGAGUCGUCUGCGUCUGACUCGGCUGCUCUUGGAGGGAGGGGCCUACAUAAAUGAGAGUAAUGAACUUGGUGAGACACCACUUAUGGUGGCCUGCAAGACACGCCAUGUAGAUUCACAGAGUGUACCCAAACACAAGAUGGUUCGGUAUCUUCUGGAAAAUGGUGCUGAUCCAAACAUCCAAGACAAGACAGGGAAAACAGCUCUGAUGCAUGCAUGUCUCGAACAAGCUGGAGUGGAAAUACUGUCACUCCUUCUGAACAGUGGAGCUGACCCAACUCUGGAGGAUCAUGCAGGCUUAUCAGCAUUGGUUUAUGCAGUCAAUUCAGGAAACAGGGAUGUACUCAGGGUCCUUCUGGAUGCCUGUAAAGCAAAGGGGAAGGAGGUUAUCAUCAUCACCACCAACAAACUGCCAUCUGGCCAUCAAGUGACCAAACAGUACCUCAAUGUCCCUCCAACUCCUGACCUUGAGGAGCGCCUGCAUUACACCCAGACUUCUUGUUGCAUGUCUCCAUAUGAGCUUCAGCUACGAACUUCUCCACAGGGCUCUUCAGCAAGUCCUUCUCCCCAGUCAGGUAGCCCACUUCUUGGCCUCAGGGAUCCUCACUGUUUAGGCUCAGGGCCUGGCUUAGUCCCAUCUCAACCAGAUUCUCCAAUCCAACAUCCUAGUCCUUUACGUGUUCCUGGUGUGGAUAAGCGACUUAAUCUCCAUAGACUACACUCAGAGCAGUGGUCCAAGAGUCCCUCCCUGCUGUUCCAGCAGAGCCAGGCCUCCUCUUUGACAGAGGAGCCAGUUGAAAUUACACCUGAGGAGGAGUUAUCCUUCAGAGUCAAUAGCCUCGCCAUACAUGGAAGACCUCCUAUUGUUUCACGCCACCACAGUAUUGAUGUUAAAGAUGCAACAGGGCUUCUGAAAGCACUAGAGAACGUGUCAGGACAUGAGAAUAGGGGAGUGGGUGGAAGAAGAGUCUUUGGUAGAAAGAUGUCAUAUGACAGUGCUGCAAGUUCAUUGUAUUCUGCUUCACACCCAAACUUGCAUCAAGACAGCCUCCCCUUUCCCAAUGAAUCAAGUCCUGUGGAUGAAGAUUCCUCUGACUCUCUCAGACAACUGAAUGUUUCUAGUUUGCAAAAUGUGGUACAUCGGCGGAACAUUGGUAUUAACCACUACAGUUCUGACUCUCAGUUACCACAGUUUGGAAGCCGAGACAAUAGCUCCAAGAGUGUUGGUGGAGCUGGAGCGGGACCAGAAAGGCACAAGCUGGUCAACAGCAAGUCCUCCACUCUCUCAGGAUCCAAGGAAUCCUUGGAGAGCUCUGUUCAGAGACGAAGCACAGCCAGACUGGAGCGAAGAGGCUCAGGGGCCCUUCUUCUGGAUCACAUUGCCCACACUCGCCCUGGAUACCUCCCUCCUCUGAAUCCCCAUGCUCCUAUACCAGAUAUUGGGGUCAGCUCUAGCUCUUCCUGCCCUUUGAGUGGAAGUAGCAAGACACUGAAUGGUGUCCUUACAGGUUCAAAGCCUAUUAUACCAUGUGCACCUGUUUGCCAGAAGAAUCUAAAAGCCAACAAAAUGCUGUGGAGACGCCACUCAAUGCAGAGUGAGCAGAUAAAACAGCUGGUCAACUUCGAGGAAACCUUUGGCCACUAGAAUCAAAUUUUGCAUCUAUCAUGGGAAGAUGCUCUCACCAGUAUUAUACAUUACUGCACUAUACCUAUAGUAACACAGCUGAUACCAGUUCUUGUGACUUCAUUGUGAAACCUUGCAUUAUAAUUAUCUGAGAAAAUUAAGAGAUGCUUUAUAUACUACAUUUAUAUACUGUAGCACUUUUCUAGAACAGCUACAUGGUUUGACAAAAAAUAUUUAACAGAAGCUCCAACUUACUUUCUGUUUAUAAAGCUUUCAACAUCUCAUUUCCUUGUGGUCAUAAGAUAACAAGUAAAUGAGGGACAGAUAGGGUAAACCUUCUUUUAGCAGAUGUUACUCCAACCAUCCACUGACUCCCAAUCGAUGAUCCCUUUCCAGUUGAUGGAGUGAGUGGUUUUGGUCUGGUGGUUUCUUGACAGACAUGUCUGAUGUGUCAUGUUCAGUAAGUCCAUUGUUUUCUUUGCUGUUUCACUGAUGUACUGCUCCAAACAGCUUUCACAAGUGUUGCAUAAUUUGUAGUGUUAGUUCAUACUUGCAUGGGGACUUCAGAUAAAAAAGAAAGUAGGUAGUGGCUAAAUGAGGUACAAAGAUCCUUUGUCUUUGUAGGUGAUUUAUGUUUUUGUAUGUGAUCCCUAGCAAAUAAAUGUAAUAAAAUUAAACACUGCCCAGCCAUGUAUGGGAGCCCCACUGAGAUGUUUAUGGUGGUAAAGUUGGCAGCAUUUGCCCUUGUGGACAAAAAUAACAAGGCAAGCAAGAACUCCCCACAUAACACUCUUUUUAUGCAGGGACUUGGAGCAUAUAGAGUUAAAUAGUUUAAUGUUUGGGUGGAAUUUUCAUCUUUUCCUCAUACAAAGAGUAUUCUGUACCUGUACCUCCCUCUCUCUAUCCUCUUCACUGAUAGGACAUAGGGCUUAAGGAAUGUCCUCACAGCUGAUCUGUUAUGUUGUCAGAGGAGGUUACAAUUGUAAAUAAGAUAAAAGUCUGAUGGACUGGGUAUACACUGUGGCCUUAAUGCUCCUGUCUUCAGUUCCAUUUGGGGGAUUUGUCAAAAUUCAAAUUUUAAGUCAUGUUCUAACAAGUAAAUUAUCUCCAUGAUAACUAAGCAACACAAUCUGCAGAGAGAGUCCUUGAGAUGUGAAAAUGACAAGUAAGUAAGAUCUUGGGUCGAGAUUCUUGUCAUACUGUUGUUUGUAAGAUCAAGACUGAAACAUUAAGCUCAAGUUACAUGGUUGCUCAAAAAAAAGAUGAAUCUAUACCUUGAGGCAUGUUGUCCAAUUUAUAAUAUUAAAGGUUUUAUGUGGAAUAUGUGCAUUUUAUGAUCAUGAUUCAUGAUUCAGACUUAAUCCAACAGCAGUUAUGUGUCUAUGUAAUGAAGAAUGCUUUUUAAAGCCAAAGAAAUCUGAGACAUUACAGAAAACUACAUCUUUGAGAAUUACCUUGCAUCAGAGAGAGAAUACAAUCAGAGUGAAUACUGCUGAAUAAACACCCACUUUUCAUUUACUGGCUGUCAUUGCCAAUUUUGGACCAGAAAUAUGGCUUGUGUAUUAAUGCUGCUUCAUUGUAGUUUUAUCAGUUAUUUUCCUCUACACUUAAAAAUGGCAAUAUAUGCUAUACAAAGGCAUAAAUAGCAAUUAUCUAAAUUGCACAAACAUGUACUGCAUGUCACUGUUGGAACAAAGGGGCUUUUACUGCCAUAAACUGCACAGUAAUAAAAACACAUCAGAACAGCACUUAAAGUUUUCUCUUUGUGUUGUGAGAGCUUUCCCCUUUAGAAUAACCUUUUAUGUAACAAUUAGUAAAUCUGCAUCCUUGAAAUUAAAAAAACUUUCUCAGAUACUUUUGUUACCACAUACAGUGUUGCCACUUCAGUGGUGCAUUCAAUUGUCAGUGUUCUUCAUUAAAGUGUAUUGUAUUUCACUCAAUUUCCAAUAAAACUUGUAUCAAAUAUUUGAGUGAUUUUGUAUCAGAAUGUGUAACUUGCGUGAAAAAAUGUUUGUUUUAGACAUUUUAUUUACAGAGAAUAGUGAUCACCAGAACCGUACUGUGACUGUGUGUAAAGCCAGUAAUAAUGAUACAAAACAACUUCAGCAGAUUAAAAAAAGGAUUGUCCUUGCCAUCUCUGCUAUUGCACAGUAAGUGAUACACAGUAAGCUUAUCAGUCAAAUUUCUGUUCACCGCUGAGCCUUCAGCCUCCAGAUAAGCUAAUAUAUCUCCAGCUUACUGACUGAGUCUUUUACGACUUCAAACUAUCAAAUUUUAACCAUAAUUUUGCAUGAUCAUAUUAUACAGUGGUGGAAUGUAACCAAAUACCAAUACCAUGUACUUAAGUACUUGCCUCUCUUGUCACUGUAUACUUCAUUACAUGUCUGUGAAAAAUAAUUUUACUCAAUUCUGUCUAUUUUACAGCAUUGGUUUCUAGUUACUUUGCAUAUAAGGAAUUUAUAUACAAAGUUCAACCUGAAAAAAUAAAAUAGUCAAAAUUAGCUCCAACUCAACCAACUGCCAACAGUAAAGUGCUACUUACACAUCAAAGCAUAGGUAAUAAUGAUCAUCAUAACAUAAUGAAAUACUAGGAGGCCUUUUUUUUCUUGUAUAAUGAGUACUAUUACUUCUUACACUUUAAAGACUAGAUUACUACCCCCUGAAAAGCUGGUCUUUGCUGACCUCCAGUGGUUUAAUUUGUCCCCUUGCUCUGGUGAUGUAGAGGUGUAUCUCAAGAUCCUGUGACAUCACUGCAUGUGAUUACAGGUGCAAC